This is a messenger RNA of Postia placenta MAD-698-R-SB12, 1143 nucleotides long. RefSeq lists its product as hypothetical. The transcript has 2 exons. The record is from RefSeq and is a predicted model, not a curated record. The coding region runs from base 1 to 1143 and encodes 380 amino acids. Lineage: Eukaryota; Fungi; Basidiomycota; Agaricomycetes; Polyporales; Adustoporiaceae.
AUGGACGACAAACUCGUGCCGAUCCCAGUCAGGGACAUGAUGUGUCGUCACAUUGGCGGGAAGGCACCGACGGCUGAGAUGAAGGCUAAACUCGCCAGGAUCAAGCUCAGCGAAGACAACUUUACGGGAGAAGGACUGUCCGCGUACAAGACACUUUGUGCAUUCAUACGAUCCAUCUUGGACCUCUGCACAGAAGGCGACGCGUCUUGGUGCAGGCUUGUGGCAAGGGACACCGGUAACUCAGGCAGGAGCAAUCGCGGUGACGGCGGAAUGAAGAAUUCAGAUAUCUCGGUCUGCAAAGACCACGAUGAGGCUCGCGCGACACACCAGCCCGCGACGAAGGCGAAUGAAGACGCGGAAAAUACAGAGAAAGCGCAGGCAUCGUCCGAGGUGGCGACAUCAUGGCGUUGUGCCUCCUUGGUCAUUGAGUGCAAGAGCUCGACUUCGAGGGAUCACCCGUUCUCACUUCCGCGAGCGAGCAAUGGCAGGUUGGGAAAGACACCAGCGAUCUGUGACAAAGAGCGCGAUGGCGCGGGAUCCAAUCGGCAAGCAGAGAAAGAUAACUUCCUUCCGCAGACUCACGGCGCCGUCAAAGCGAGAAGCCAGAUCAGCGAAUAUGCGUUGCAUUUGAUGCGGAGUCAGCCUCGGCAAUUUUGCUUCAUGGUGGUCGUCGCGGGCUGCUACGCGCGUAUACUGCGAUGGGAUAGAGCUGGGACCAUCGUGUCUGAAUCAUUCGAAUUCGUCAAGGAUUCGUUCACGAUGGUCACUUUCUUGUACAAGUACGGGACCAUGACGCAAGAAGAGCGUGGGUUUGACACCAGUGUUGUUGAAGCGCCGCGCCACGACAUCGACGAGAUGAUAGUGUGGAAAGUUGGCAUGGUGGAGGACGGCAAGCUGUCGCCCUAUCACACAGAGCGCUUCAAGGAUGCGAUGGAGACGAAAUGGCCUAUCUACAAGGUGACGAUCCCCCGCGAGAACCUCAUCUCGGCCGCGGAACUUGAGCCUAAGGUUGACGAGGCUUGUGUGCCUGAAGAUUCAUCACAAUCACAUUCUGACAUUCCCGCAGAGGAUCUGACGCUGCUAGUCGUUCGACGAUCGGAUAUGUGGUAUUCGAUAUACGUGGCAAGCGGCUGGUCUUCAUGA